CGAGUAAUCGAAAAAUUGUCAACAAAUUUUGCGGCUAUUGUUGAUUGCUGUGAACAGUUCUUACUCAGGUCUGAAUCGAUAGAGCUACUGAAAGGUCCAAUCAACAGCUAUACGCCAAUUCAGAUCGUCUGAUUCCAAAACAACAUUUAAUUUAGAAGUAAAUUAGAAGCAGCUCGAAAUUGAUUGGAUCGCGUGAAGAUGCUAUCGUUUACCCUGCUGCUGAGCAUAUUUAUCUGGAACGGUCGUGUUGUUGUAUCGUAUCGAAUUGGAAACUUUAGUCAGGUCAAUGACAAUCGCAGCGGUGGUUAUCCCAAAUUUCCACAAUCAUUUCUAGCAAACAACAACGGUGAUAAUAAGUUGUUUCAGUCAUUUUACUCGUCACAAAAGUACAAUAACUUCCACACGAAUGCAAAUACGUGCGGCACACGCACCGUUCAAUUCAAUCCAAAGCGAUCCGCUAAAAUUAUUGGUGGUUCUGAUGUUCCAUAUGGUUCGUUCCCAUGGCAGGUCGAAAUACAAAUUUUCCAAUAUGAAAAGGGCAUUUUUGAACAUCAUUGUGGUGCAGCCGUUAUUGGUGAACGAAUCGUGAUGACAGCUGCCCAUUGCACGGAGUUGUCACAACAGCCGUAUUUGCAUUUGGUAAUUGGUAAUCAUGAUUUGAAGAAAUUUGACAUGUACGAAAGACGUUUUCGCAUCGAAACGAUUGUAAUGCAUCCCGAAUUUCGGCGUAAAGGUCCCUACAGCAAUGAUAUUUCGAUCAUAAAGGUGGCAUCAAACAAUGAUGCUGGCAUCAGUUUCAAUUCACACGUCAAACCCAUUUGUCUUCCAAAGCAGAACGAUGUCAAUCUACGGCCGGGUAAUUGGUGCUCAGUAUCGGGUUGGGGUGCUCAAAUACCCGAAGAUCAUAAGAGCUUGGCGCCCGUUCUUCGGGCCGCAGCGGUGCCAUUGCUUGAUUUGGAAACGUGCCGAAUGUCAGAUGUGAAUGGCGGUCGAUCGCAAACCAUAUUGGACACCAUGAUUUGUGCCGGUUUGUUGCAAGGCGGUGUGGAUGCGUGCAACGGUGACAGCGGUGGUCCAUUGGCAUGCGAAUACAACAACAAGUACUAUCUCACGGGCAUUGUGUCGUGGGGAUCUGGCUGUGCCAAAAAGAACAAACCCGGCGUGUACACUCGUGUUAGCGCUUACGUCAAUUGGAUUGAAGAGACAAUGAACCAAUUGAACGCCUAA
Sitodiplosis mosellana (orange wheat blossom midge) is the source of this 1227-nucleotide messenger RNA. Its product is annotated as trypsin-1-like. The transcript is spliced from 6 exons. Gene Ontology annotation, molecular function: serine-type endopeptidase activity. The record is from RefSeq and is a predicted model, not a curated record. NCBI's taxonomy places the organism in Eukaryota, Metazoa, Arthropoda, Insecta, Diptera, Cecidomyiidae. Gene Ontology annotation, biological process: proteolysis. The coding region runs from base 199 to 1227 and encodes 342 amino acids.